GGGAUUUCUGUGGGUCUGGCACCAAAGGUUAGUUGGAUGUGACAGGGCUGUAAUUCAAUUUCCAGCAAAGACACUGUCCGUUGAGUACAAGGCAGACGGUGCCACUGGAUUUAGUUGGCUAAGUUUGAGAGAUAUACAAGUCUGACUAUUGAUCCUUCACACGUCUAUGAACUUUUUGGAUAGUUCUGCUAAGAACUUGAUAAAAAUAACAACGUUCUUGGAAGCACGGCACUGUGAAUUACCUUGUGUUUAUCAACACUGUUGGAUCUCAUGGCUUAAUUAACAUGGUUCUGGUGAAUGGAUGAUUCAGAACCUGCCCAAACUGUUUCUGAGAGUAAUUUUUAUAACACACACCGGCAUUCAUUAUGGAGAACCCGCCACAAGCUGCAGGUGGGGAGGACCCCAACAAAAACGCGAAAAGAAAACAGAAUGAAGACGACAGUAAAAACAAACCUAAAUCGAACAUACACAUUAAAACUUUGGCUGAUGAUGUGCGGAACAGAAUCACCAGUUUAAGGAAAUCGGGUCCCAAGCGUGAGAAGCUUCUCAUUCAGCACCCAACAGACCCGCUGACCAUUGCCAACGAGCUGCCCGCCCCGCAGCCCCUCUUCGAUGAGCGAUCCAUGAACCUGUCCGAGAAGGAGAUCUUCGACCUCUUUGAGAAGAUGAUGGAAGACAUGAAUCUGAAUGAGGAUCGCAAGGUUCCACUGCGUGGGAAAGACUUGAGCAUCAAAAGAGAGAUGGUUGUCCAAUACAUCUCCGCAACUGCCAAAUCUAUAACAGGGAGCAAACCUGCGGGAGGCCUAAGGAACAGCAAGCACGAGUCUACACUGUCAUCACAGGAAUACGUGCAUGAGCUGCGCUCCGGAAUCACAGAUGAGAAGCUCCUCAACUGCCUGGAGUCUCUGAGAGUUUCUUUGACCAGCAACCCUGUAAGCUGGGUUAAUAACUUUGGACAUGAAGGCCUGGGGCUGCUGCUGGAUGCUCUGGAGAAGCUGCUGGACAAAAGACAGCAAGAAGGAAUUGACAAAAGGAAUCAGCACAAGCUUAUCCAGUGUCUCAAGGCAUUCAUGAACAACAAGUAUGGCUUGCAAAGGAUACUGGGAGACGAGAGAAGUCUUUUACUUCUGGCCAGAGCUAUUGACCCGAAACAAACCAGCAUGAUGACAGAAAUAGUGAAAAUACUUUCUGCCAUUUGCAUUGUUGGAGAGGAAAACAUACUUGAUAAGAUCCUGGCAGCCAUGACGAUUUCAGCUGAGCACAAUAAUAAAGAACGCUUUGCUCCUGUUGUGGAGGGGUUGGACAACCAUGAAGCGCCCCAGUUACAGGUGGCAUGCAUGCAGUUAAUCAACGCCCUGCUCACCUUUCCAGAGGAUCUGGACUUCAGGAUACACCUUCGGAAUGAGUUCCUACGCUGUGGGCUGAAGAAAAUCCUCCCUGAGCUGAAAGAGACGGAGGAACUUGAUAUCCAGUUGAAGGUGUUCAAUGAAAACAAGGAGGAAGAUUUAAUUGAAUUAAAUCAUCGGCUUGAAGACAUCCGAGCUGAAAUGGAUGAUAUGAAUGAGGUCUACCAUUUACUGUCCAACAUGGUGAAAGAUACGGGGGCAGAGAAUUACCUCCUCUCCAUGCUGCAGCAUCUCCUCCUCAUCAGGAAUGAUUAUUACAUUAGGCCGCAGUACUACAAGGUAAUUGAAGAAUGUGUUUCCCAGGUCGUGCUGCACCGCAGCGGCAUGGACCCAGACUUUGCAUACCGAGGAAGGCUGGACAUUGACCUCACUCACCUUGUUGAUAUGUGUGUGGAUAAAGCAAAAGUGGAAGCAAGUGAACAAAAGGCAUCUGAUUUUUCCAAAAAGUUUGAUGAAGAGUUCACAGCUCGACAGGAGGCGCAGGCUGAGCUCCAGAAACGAGAGGAGAAAGUCAAAGAGCUGGAAGCACAGAUCCAGUCACUGCAGGCCCAGGUUACCAGUGCUGUGGCAGGAAUCCCACCUCCUCCACCGGGAGGAGAAGGACGCCCUAAGGGGGAUUCCCCCCAGCCGCCACCCCCAGGGGGUCCAGGGGCACCCCCACCUCCACCCAUGUUCGGAGGUCCCCCCCCACCUCCUGUUAUCAAACUGCCUUAUGGACUGAAGCCUAAGAAGGUGUACAAGCCUGAAGCUGCCAUGAAGAGAGCUAACUGGUCCAAGAUUGUGCCUCAGGAAAUGACAGAAAACUGUUUCUGGAUUAAAGUCAAAGAAGAGAAGUUUGAGAGCCCUGAUCUCUUCGCUAACAUGACCCUCCUAUUUGCCACCAAGACCAAAGUGAAAAAGGAUUUGGAUGAGCCAGAUAAUUCCUGGGCUCCACAGAUAAAGAAAAAAGUGAAGGAACUGCGCAUUCUGGACACCAAAACAGCCCAAAACUUGUCUAUCUUUCUGGGUUCAUUUCGUUUGCCUUUUGAAGAGAUCAGAGACAUUAUUCUGGAGGUGGAUGAGGAGAGGCUGAGCGAAGCGCUGAUCCAGAAUCUGAUAAAGAACCUUCCGGAACAGAAAGAACUGACUGCUUUAGUGGAGCUGAAGGACGAGUAUGAGGAGCUGUGUGAAUCAGAGCAGUUUGGCAUCGUGAUGAGCUCAGUGAAGCUGCUGAGGCCCCGGCUCAACGGGAUCCAGUUCAAGCUGACGUUCGAGGAGCAGGUCAGUAACAUCCGGCCUGACAUCAUGAACGUGACCUUCGCAUGCGAGGAGGUCAAGAAGAGCAAGAACUUCACGAGGCUGCUGGAGCUGGUGCUGUUGGUGGGGAACUUCAUGAACUCUGGCUCCCGCAACGCACAGACAUUUGGCUUCAACAUCAGCUUCCUCUGCAAGCUUCGAGACACCAAGUCUGCUGACCAAAAGACGACCCUGCUGCACUUUCUGGCUGAUAUGUGCGAGAAGAAACAUUCAGACAUUCUGAAGUUUACUGAUGAGUUGACACACGUGGAGAGUGCCAGUAAAGUCUCUGCCCAGAUCCUGAAGGCCAGUCUCGACACCAUGGAGCGACAGAUCCAGCGCCUGGAGAAUGACAUCAAAAACUUCCCCAAUAAUGACGACGAUCCUGAUAAGUUUGUUCAAAAGAUGGCUGGCUUCUCCAAGUAUUCGCGGGAGCAGUUCGAGAAGCUCUCCAUCACGCACAAGAACAUGCAGAAGCUCUACGAGAGCCUGGGCAGCUACUUCGUCUUCGACCCGCAGGUCGUCAGUAUCGAGGACUUCUUUGGAGACCUCAGCAACUUCCGCUCCCUCUUCCUGGAAGCUGUGAAGGAGAACAACAAGAAGAGAGAGAUGGAGGAAAAGAUCAAGAGAGCCAAGCUGGCGAAAGAGAAAGCAGAGAGAGAGAAGCAGGAGAGACAGCAGAAGAAGAAGCAGCUGAUUGAUAUGAACAAAGAAGGAAACGAGACUGGUGUGAUGGACAAUCUGAUGGAGGCGCUGCAGUCAGGGGCUGCCUUCCGCGACCGGAGAAAACGAACUCCUCGAAAUGGUGAGCAAAAUCCACCCAGCCCGACAUCGCAAUGGCCAUUUGCUAAUAACGAUAACCGACGACCAGUCUUGGAAAGGUCACGUUCACGUCACAAUGGAACCCCCUCCGCUGUAUGACUUUCCCAACCUCCCCUCGACAAAGUGCCAAAGAGACAGUGCUGGGAUGUGAAGAGCUUUGAACAGACAUCAACGUCAUCACCAUCAUAAAACAGAACAAGUGAACUAAAUAGUUAUGGGCUUGAAAGAGGACCUGCAGAAAGCUAAAGGAGAAUCAGGAAAGUGGAAUGCAAUGUCUACGGUCAUACCGCUGGACACAUAUCCUUAGCCUUAUGGACUGUGUUUAUUUUCUUUUUUUAAUUGAAUGCAUUAGGAGUGGCGCAUCUGUCUAUUCCUGGCUUACUUGGUAGUGUCUUUAUGCCUGAUCAUCUAUAGGAUCUAGAAGGUCAAGCAGAUUGCUGGUACCCUUUUUCAGUUCUUUCCAAGUUAUCUUUGAAUUUUAGCAUGGUGUCAAGACUAGGGCAACCUAGCCCCCCCUGUACUCCCUGUAAUUUAGAGGCACACAUUGUAUUCUGAAUAACAUCAUGCUAUCUUAAAAAAAAAAAAAGUUUAUUAUUUGAGUUUGAAUUGUUAAACUGAACAAUUUUAUUGAAAGCUGGUUUUCAACAUAAAUAGGGAAGGUUUGACACACAUUAGCCUGACAUACAAGACAACGACUACACAGCCGUUUGCUACAUUGACUAAUACUCUAAUGUACGGGUAUGUCUGGUGCUGUGUCUUGUGGUCUUACUACUGGUCAUAGUAAAAUGACUAUGUGCCUGUUUACUGAGAAGGAAUGGAUGAAAGCCAUGGUGGAAAUGAAAGGUCAGUUUGAGAAUGAGGAAUGCGUCAUAAAAAACUUAAUAAUGAAUAGUAAUGAGUAGCAUUGGACAAUAUCACAUACAAAGGUUUAUCAUCACUGACCUAUUCUUGCAACAUGUAAAAUGUAUAAAGAUACUGCACACAUAAAAUAAGUGCUUUAGAAUUUACAUUUCACACAGUUGAAUUGAAUUAUGUCAGCUUUAGGGUCUUAAUUAUAGGUUCAGGAACCUGCACAGUCUCUACUAAAUUCAAAGUAUUUACUUGUGUUUAGUUUUUUAACAGCCCCAAGCAGUUCAGACUCCUUUGGAUGUGCACAGUGGGGCAAAUCCACAGCCAGGCACUUCGUUCCAAGUCUAAAUGAACUACCACAGCAGUUGUGCAUGCAUGAACAGGCAUUUUACAACACGUACAGCGCACACAUGCAGCACUAUCUAAUGAAUCCGCACCUUUAUCACGCACACAUUUCAAUUACACAUGAAAACACAGUUUUGCAUGAUGAUGUGCUUCUGUUUCUUUUGGCCUCCCUAUAAGAGGUCCAUGUGGUAGAAGGUCUUGUCUGUAUAAGAUUAACUAUUCCUGCCUAUGGAAGCAUGCCAAGAGCUUGUAAGAGAGUAAUUAGGAAACUACAUUCACAGAGAGCCGCAGUCAUGUUUCCAGUAACUAACUAACCAAAACACUCAGGC
Molecule: messenger RNA, 5026 nt
Organism: Polyodon spathula (Mississippi paddlefish)
Lineage: Eukaryota; Metazoa; Chordata; Actinopteri; Acipenseriformes; Polyodontidae
Gene: diaph2
Product: diaphanous-related formin 2
Exons: 31
Coding region: 366-3602 (1078 amino acids)
Biological process (GO): actin filament polymerization; actin cytoskeleton organization
Cellular component (GO): cytoplasm; actin filament
Molecular function (GO): small GTPase binding; microtubule binding; actin binding
Source: RefSeq, a predicted model, not a curated record